AUGAAGGAACACUCCUCUGGCCCCUCCGCCGCUGCGCUCCGCGCCAAGUCCGACUCCCUCCGCGCCGCCACGCACGACGGCGAGAUCGUCGGCGUCCUCAACUCCGUGAUCCAGUCCCACCACCGCGACCUGCUUAGGGGGAUUCCAAAGGACUUCCCUUUCGAAAUCAGCAAAACGGAGGGGAUUCCUGACAUUACUCUUACAAGAAGUUUAAGGGGCGAGCAGAUUGAGGUCUUGGUUUCCAUGCCCAAACGCGACGACAUUGGUCUGCAGGAAGACUCAAAUCAAGAAGACGAAGCCGAGACCUCCCCAGAAGAAUACAGCAUUCCUGUCAGUGUCACUGUAUCCAAGGCCAACGGCUCAAGCCUAGAAUUCACCUGCACUGCUAAUCCUGAUAAUAUCGUCAUCGAGACCUUGUCCAUAAGGCAGAAGAAGUCAACAGGGGCAGAGGAAGCGGACGAUGUGGUUGCGUCUGAGGGCAGGGAACAUGAUCUGGCCGUAUACAAUGAGGGUCCUCAUUUCCAUGAGCUGGACAAGAGCCUGCAGGAGGCAUUCCAUAAGUACCUGGAGGUGCGUGGGAUCACACCCAUGACGGCAAAGUUGUUGCGCGAGCACAUGAUGAGCGAGGACAGCCACCUUUCGCCAAAAGAGAAGAGUGACGACAGGCGCAGGCAUCUCGUCUGGCUGUUGAAGCUGUGGGAUUUCGUCAAGAAAGAUUAA
Triticum turgidum subsp. durum (durum wheat) is the source of this 720-nucleotide messenger RNA. Lineage: Eukaryota; Viridiplantae; Streptophyta; Magnoliopsida; Poales; Poaceae. The record is from the annotation of a GenBank genome assembly.